Coprinopsis cinerea okayama7#130 is the source of this 1223-nucleotide messenger RNA. RefSeq lists its product as hypothetical. The transcript is spliced from 4 exons. Bases 1 to 1074 code for a protein of 357 amino acids. The record is from RefSeq and is a predicted model, not a curated record. NCBI's taxonomy places the organism in Eukaryota, Fungi, Basidiomycota, Agaricomycetes, Agaricales, Psathyrellaceae.
AUGCCCAAGCACACAAGCACCACGACUACCAAGGCUGCCAGGACGGCGGCGUCGACUCGCCCCAGCAAAGAAGACGCCAAAGCCAAAGCUGCAGCCAAGGCGGACCGCAAGCAAGCAUGGGAGAAGCACUGCAAACAGAACUACUGGCGAGUCAAUUACAGCUUCAGACAACCUUCCUGGAUCGAAGCGAUUACGGCGGGUUGUGCGGCCAAACUGGACGGCGUGUCGCCCCAGUUGAAGAAGUUUGAAUUGGACACGCUGCCUCAUGAGCAAGGGAUAUCCAAGGCUGGGUACUCGAUGAAGAUGUACAAUCCGGAGGACGUUCGCAAGCUCAUUCGCGAGCGAGAGGCCUUCUUCGAUUUGGAUAAACCGCUGCCAGGUGGGAAGACGACGGUGUCUCAAGCCCAGGCACCUGCUCUCUCUGUGCCCCAACUUGAAGCCGCUGCGCCUGUUGAAGGACCAUUCGCUGCCCGCCUCAAAGCCGAGGGUGCAGUUAUUAGGCGUGACUAUAAGCCGCCUCAGGGGGUGUCCGAGGAGGACCCCGAACCCAAGGAUAUCAUCUGGGAAGGAAAGAAUGUAUGGGGUAAUUUUGGAAUUGAGGAGGAAGAUGCAUGCCUUCUCUAUUGCCUUAAGCCUAAGCACCUUGAUCCUAUCAGAGGAACAUCCGUGUGGUUCGACCUUCAGACCGUUGCGGUCAGGGCUUUGGAAGUCCACGGCGGAGUGAGAAAGCAUAAUGAAAUCGUGAUGAAGAAGAUCAAAAAGGACAUGAAGGCUAUUGAAGCACUGGAGAGCGAGCGCAACGGGUACCAAGACCGGAAGCCGCUCCGCAAGUUUUCUCCAGCCCUUCGAAAGUUCCUCGUUGACCACGAGGGCGUUGGGAAGCUUGGGCUGAGCUCUGAGCCCGAUACCGACGAGGAGAAGAAGAGGAUUGUGCUUCAGUAUGCGCCACUUGUCAAGAUUCCUCUGGAAGGAUUUCGACAUGACUGGUACAAAGGAAAUCAGUUCUUUUCAGAGGAUUGGGAUGCCCCGUUGGCCUUGAUGGUGGACUCGGGUGUGGGUCAAAUUGACUGGUGAAGCUCCGGUGCUUUGAAGCCUGGUUCCUUUGAGAUGUACACUGUAUAGUAGUUAUUCGUGAAAUAUCUUGUUCGACUUCUUUCUUUCCAUCACCCAAAAGACGCCCGUGGAACACGAGCGCUCGUCCUUUGAAAAACAAAUAUGGAAGG